UCUCAAAGUACCCAAUUGUGCGAAAUAUCACUAGUAAAGCAAUAUUUUUUUGUGUUAAAUAUACUUCUACCUUUGUCCUUUUAUUUUCCUAACAUUUCUUCAGAUACUUAAGAUAAUUUAGAGGUCUUUAGGAAAAUUAAUGUAUUUUCCAAACAAUGUUUCACAUUGAGUUAAAUAGUCUCCUUCUAAAAUACAAUAAAUGAAAAUAAGUAUGAGACUAGCUUUUUCAGGCAUUUACCCUGUGAUCAAUGUCAGACAUAUCACUCCUUAGGAAAUCUUGAAAUUCACAACAGUGAAAAAAGGUGUGUUUUCUCCAUUUUCCUCUUUCUUGCUUUUGUUCAGAUUUAAAUAGACAAAUAGUUAUUGAGGAAAAUACUAUUUUAAUAGACUGUUUUACAGUAUCUGCUUUUAGGGCAGUGAUUUGCAAAGUGCUAUUUAAAAAAUGAAGGAAAUGUAAAAAUGCCUGCAGAUCUGGGAAAAUGUGUUCUUACUGUUUGAUGUUGGAUUUUUAAAACAAUAAUAUUAAACUUUAACAUUUUGAACUGUGCUAGCUUAGUAGCUCUGUAUAAAUAAUUCCUAAUGGAGAAAGUAUAUUGGUACAAUAGUAAUUCUGUAAAUAUUUCAGGGAUAAAUACUGAUACAAUUUGGCUUAAGCAAGAUAAAAAAAAUGAAGGACACAAAGAAGAAAAAAAUAAGGUGAUUUAAAACAGUGAGUAUUUAAAGACUUUUAGGUAAUGAUUCUCUAUCGAGUGGUACCUGUUAAUGAAAGCUAAAACUUACUCACCAAACAGCAUGGGAAGAAGUGCCAUAGAAAUUACAAAUAAGUGACCCAAAGGAAAUAUACCUAAAAAGUUGGAAACCAGUUUUAAAGACUUGCAUUACUUUGAAGUUUUAGAUCGAUUCUAUCUUUCUACAGAAACAUACAUGUAUUUUCUCCUUUCCUAAUAUAAUACUGAUCACAGAUCUCCACCAUCCUCGUUUAAAUCAUUUUGUAUUCUAUUAAGUCCAACAACAUCUGAACAUGCUCCUCAGUCCAUAAACCAUGCAUAGUAUGCAUAUGAAUUCACAGAUGCCUUCUGAAAACCAUACCACGGAUUAGAAAUUAUUGGGACCCUUAAUUUACAUAUGGGAAAAUGAAGUCCUGAGUGGUUUAAGUCAAGCAGUCACAAAUUAGGACCUGCGGAUGGAAUUUAGCCCUACAGGCAUGUUUUGUUUGGCCUGUUAGGAAACUUUAAAAUAUUUGAGCAAACAGCUAAAAAUCAGGAAAUUUUUAGCUUCUUAUGAAAAUUUAGAGGAUGUGACACUGUUGGACUGAUACUCCAGCAAUGGACAUCAUUUGACGUCAAUUGAGUUGCUUAGCACUCACCUCUUUUACUUGAUUCAUAUAUCUCUAGUUUAUAAACCUCAUAGUUCCCUUUUAUUUUUUUACCUGACUCUGUCUCGCUUAUUCAUGUUACCUGCCUUGCUCUUCUGCAAAUUUUUGUUAUAUAGCAAGUCAGAGGCAGAGAGGAAAGUAGAAACUUCUCUCUUGUCUCCUAAAGCAGUUGUAGAUUCCUAGCCCAUCACUGAGGCAGUGGUUUAUAAGCAGAAGGAGCCUUGGGUUCUAGCCCUUCCAUUGCCAUUGACUUACUGUGUGGCAUUGAUCACUUAACUCCUCUGAGCUUCAGUUUGUUAUCUGUCAAAAGGUCAUAAUAAGCAUUUUAAUCAUGUACAUAGUUUUAAAAAACAGCUCCAGAAGUAAGGGGACUUGGUGAUAGAUUACACAUAAGGAAUGAUAUUAAAGUUUUAGUUUGUGAUCCUGUAAGAAUAAUGCUGUUAUAGACAUACAUACAAAGGAAAAUUGGGAAGAGAAGCUGAUUUUGGGGUAGAUUGAUGAAUUUGGUUUGGAAUUUAUUGAACUUUCUAUGCUAGUAGCAUAUCUAUUAAUAAGCUACUUGUCCAGAAUGAUUUAGAUAUGUUAGAAUACACACAGAGUAUUGCAGUUAUUUGUGACUGCUGCCUGCAGUUAUGUCAUUUUCUCAGGAGGGAGGUAUAGCUUCUUACUCAUAUUUCUAAUACUUAAAUAGGGACUGGCAAAUAGAAGGUGCUUUAGCCACUGGUACUUAAUAAGUUUAUUGAGAUGAGGGAUAAGGUUGGCAUGUAACUAUGACGCAUGUCAUAAAAAAGGCAUAGGCUCUGAAAAGGUCAUUAUGGGUCUGAAUUUCAGCGCCACCAUGUUGUAUAUGUGCAGUCGUAGUUGAACAAAUGAAUCUUAGUGUCCUCAUCUGGAAAAUGGAACACUAAAGACCUUCUUUGCAGGUCUAUGAGAUAAUGAAUGUAGGUAUGGGUUCUAGCAUAGACUGGUGUCUCAAUAAUCAUUCAGCUACAGUUGUUAACAUUAUUCUUAUAAAGAUAAUGCUUUCCCUAUUGAAUUUUAGACUCUCAGGCUUGGAAAAAAAUCUCAAAAGUAAUCCCUGAGUUAACUAAUUGUUUUGGGUGUUUUAAUGACAUAAUUAUAAUCUGAUGCAGUUAUUGAUCAAUUUGCAUAUAAUCUCAUACAUUAGCCAAUCCUGGUAAUGCAUACAGAACUCGGAGAGUAAUAAAUUAAAUAUUUUUGGAACAUUAACCUCAUAGUACAUCAGUUACUAUUAUUAUGUACUUCUGGUGGUAUUCUGGUAGUUUAUACUACCCUAGUAUAUUCCCAGAUAUCAAAACAGCUUUAUGGUGGAAUAGGAAUUGAUAGACAUGUUGGAUGAUGAAUAGCAGAAUUACAUAGUAUUUUAUAUUUGUAGGUGGAUCUCCUUAAAUAGGAUGGAAUAAUUUCACAGAAGUAGUAAACUCAAUCCCCAUACCAAUAUUUUUCUAGUAAUAAAAUUAGUGCUAAAUUUAGAGGAAAAAAAUAGAAUCUAUUAAAGUUAUUUUGGGGGCAAAGUUCUUGAUUAAAAUUUUUUAUUCUGUCAGUUACCUCAAAUCUUUUUUCUGCAAAUCAGAAUUAAAGUCUUUGGCUUAGAGUCCUUUCCUUUUCCUUCUUUUCUCUUGAUAUAACUCACAAAUCUAAGUAUACCUUUUGAAAUGGUUUCCUGCCUGUGUAGGUCUCCUUGGGCUCUGAUUCCUUAGGAGCUUUUGGGUGCCUCUGAAACUGCAUGCUUUACUUUGUGUGUUGGAGCAGAUGUCGUGGCACUAAGACCCAGAAACCGUUUGCUCUGUGUGGCUGGAGCUGGGCAGGCUGUGUUCGCACUGAAGGGAAGGAAGUCAUUAGUGCAGACUGAGCUGUGGAGUUGGGUUCUUGCAGGAUAUCCUUCCAGCCUUUCCCCCACUAAGGUUCUUGGGAAUUAAAAAAAAAAAAAUCUAAACACACAAACCAAGUUUUCCUAUUUACAGUGUUCAGGGAAGGUAGGCAUUUCGGGAAGGGCAGAUCCUUUCCCCAAGUUAUCCAAGAAGGAAGAGAAAACAGCGUCAAGAAGCUCUGAUUACAGAUCUUUGGAAUUUUCUUUGCUAAAUUUUACAAACGAGAAAUACACCCAGAAUUUUGGGAAUUGCUCCAGGCUGCGCGUGAGGGUUUGAUUGCUUGUCUAAUCUUUUUUGAGAAGAGGAGAAUUCGCCAAAAGGGGUUUGGAUGGCAGGAGCCGGACUGGGAUUCUGUAGCGGCUCGCGUUCUCAGUCUCUUCUCUGAGUGAGGGUCUCUGCUGCCAGCUUGGAGACCCCCUGCCGCAGGCUCCUCUUGCAGGCGCCGGCCGGGGAAAAUGCCCCGCUCUGGCAGCUCUGGCGGGAGUACGCCGGUGGCUGCUGGGACUUCCUAGCCCGCUGGAAGUGUGUUCGUGGUUUGGGGAUACUUUUCAUUGAACUGAAGGCGAAAAGACUGGACUCUCCUGGGGUUUUCCCCAUCUCAGUGAAUAUGGGAAAGAAUUAGGAGGUGGGAGGGAGGCAGCAUGACUUGCAGUCGCCGCUGCCCUGCAUCUGCCCCCAGCCCCCAGCCAACAUCUUGAUGUUCCACGUAUCGGCUGUACAAAUAUGAUGAAAUGGCAGCCCCGGAAGAAGGCAUACUUCCGACAGGGUGUUGCCCUCCAGUACCUUGGACGUCAUGCCGAUGCCCUGGCAGCCUUUGCAUCUGGACUGGCUCAAGACCCCAAGAGUCUUCAGCUUCUCGUGGGGAUGGUGGAAGCUGCCAUGAAAUCGCCCAUGAGAGACUCCCUCGAGCCCACUUACCAACAGCUUCAGAAAAUGAAACUGGACAAGAGUCCCUUUGUGGUCGUAUCUGUGGUUGGGCAGGAACUCCUGACAGCCGGCCAUCACGGGGCCUCUGUGGUUGUCUUAGAAGCCGCUCUGAAGAUUGGCACCUGCAGCCUCAAACUGAGAGGUUCUGUUUUCUCUGCCCUGAGCAGUGCUUACUGGUCUCUUGGAAACACAGAGAAGAGCACUGGAUACAUGCAGCAGGACUUGGACGUAGCCAAGACCUUAGGUGACCAGAUAGGAGAAUGCCGAGCUCAUGGGAAUCUGGGCUCUGCAUUCUUCUCCAAAGGAAAUUACCGAGAAGCUCUCACUAACCACAGGCAUCAGUUGGUGCUCUCCAUGAAACUCAAGGAUAGAGAGGCAGCUUCAUCAGCGUUGAGCAGUCUGGGCCAUGUGUACACAGCGAUUGGAGACUACCCCAAUGCCCUGGCCAGUCACAAACAGUGUGUUCUUCUUGCCAAGCAAUCCAAAGAUGAACUCUCUGAAGCCCGAGAACUUGGCAACAUGGGAGCUGUGUAUAUUGCUAUGGGUGACUUUGAGAAUGCUGUGCAGUGCCAUGAGCAGCAUCUGAAGAUAGCCAAACACCUGGGGAACAAGCGAGAAGAGGCCCGGGCCUACAGCAACCUGGGCAGUGCUUAUCAUUACCGGAGAAACUUUGACAAGGCCAUGUCAUACCACAACUAUGUGCUAGAGCUGGCGCAGGAGCUGAUGGAGAAGGCCAUUGAGAUGCGGGCCUAUGCCGGCCUAGGCCAUGCUGCUAGGUGCAUGCAGGAUUUGGAGAGGGCUAAACAGUACCAUGAGCAGCAGCUGGGCAUUGCUGAGGAUCUCAAGGACCGGGCUGCAGAGGGGCGAGCAUCCUCCAAUCUGGGAAUUAUACACCAGAUGAAAGGCGAUUAUGACACUGCACUGAAACUCCACAAGACCCACCUGGGCAUCGCCCAGGAGCUGAGCGAUUAUGCUGCCCAGGGUCGUGCCUAUGGAAAUAUGGGCAACGCCUACAAUGCUCUGGGCAUGUACGACCAGGCAGUCAAGUACCACCGGCAGGAGCUGCAGAUCUCCAUGGAAGUGAACGACCGUGCCUCACAGGCCUCCACACAUGGGAACCUUGCUGUGGCCUACCAGGCCCUGGGUGCCCAUGACCGGGCCCUGCAACACUAUCAGAACCACUUGAACAUUGCCCGGGAGCUGCGAGACAUCCAGAGCGAAGCUCGGGCCCUCAGCAACCUGGGCAACUUCCACUGCUCUCGGGGAGAGUAUGUCCAGGCUGCCCCCUAUUAUGAACAGUACCUCCGGCUUGCUCCUGACCUUCAAGACAUGGAAGGAGAAGGGAAGGUCUGCCACAAUCUUGGCUAUGCCCAUUACUGCCUUGGAAAUUACCAGGAGGCAGUAAAGUACUACGAGCAGGAUCUGGCACUGGCCAAAGACCUUCACGACAAAUUGAGCCAAGCAAAAGCCUACUGCAACUUGGGCCUAGCAUUCAAGGCUCUGUUGAAUUUCAGUAAAGCUGAAGAGUGUCAAAAGUACCUACUGUCCCUAGCCCAGUCCCUGAAUAAUUCCCAGGCUAAAUUUCGAGCCCUCGGGAACUUGGGUGAUAUAUUCAUCUGUAAAAAAGAUAUAAAUGGUGCAAUAAAAUUCUAUGAGCAGCAGCUGAGCUUAGCUCAUCAGGUAAAGGAUAGAAGACUGGAGGCCAGUGCAUAUGCAGCCCUGGGCACUGCAUACCGAAUGAUCCAGAAGUACGACAAGGCCCUGGGUUAUCACACGCAGGAACUGGAGGUAUAUCAGGAGCUGAGCGACUUGCCAGGGGAGUGCAGAGCUCAUGGGCACCUGGCUGCUGUCUACAUGGCCCUUGGGAAAUACACAAUGGCAUUCAAGUGUUAUGAAGAACAGCUGGACCUAGGGCAGAAGCUGAAGGAUCCGAGUCUAGAGGCCCAGGUCUAUGGCAACAUGGGCAUCACAAAGAUGAACAUGAAUGUGAUGGAAGAAGCCAUUGGCUACUUCGAGCAGCAGUUGGCCAUGCUGCAGCAACUAAGCGGGAAUGAGUCUGUGCUUGACAGGGGCCGUGCCUAUGGCAACCUGGGGGAUUGCUACGAAGCCCUGGGUGACUAUGAGGAAGCUAUCAAGUACUAUGAACAAUAUUUAUCUGUUGCCCAGAGUCUAAAUCGCAUGCAAGAUCAAGCCAAGGCUUACCGGGGUCUAGGAAAUGGACACAGGGCAAUGGGGAGCUUGCAGCAAGCCCUUGUGUGCUUUGAAAAGAGGCUUGUGGUUGCCCAUGAGCUCGGGGAGGCCUUCAAUAAAGCCCAGGCCUACGGAGAGCUGGGAAGUCUGCACAGCCAAUUAGGGAAUUACGAACAAGCCAUUUCCUGCCUUGAACGCCAGCUGAACAUUGCUAGAGAGAUGAAGGACCGAGCCCUGGAGAGUGAUGCGGCCUGUGGCCUGGGGGGCGUUUACCAGCAGAUGGGGGAGUAUGACACAGCCCUGCAGUACCACCAGCUUGACCUACAGAUAGCAGAGGAAACCAACAACCCCACGUGCCAGGGCCGAGCCUAUGGGAACCUGGGCCUGACUUACGAAUCCCUAGGCACCUUUGAGAGGGCUGUGGUCUAUCAAGAACAGCACUUGAGCAUUGCUGCACAGAUGAACGACUUGGUGGCCAAGACGGUGUCAUAUAGCAGCCUCGGAAGGACACAUCAUGCCUUGCAGAACUAUUCCCAGGCAGUCAUGUACUUACAGGAAGGUUUAAGGUUAGCUGAGCAACUGGGCCGAAGAGAAGAUGAGGCAAAGAUCCGCCAUGGUCUCGGCCUCUCCCUUUGGGCUAGUGGAAACCUGGAGGAGGCCCAGCACCAGCUCUAUAGGGCAUCGGCCUUGUUUGAAACGAUCCGGCACGAGGCGCAGCUGAGCACGGACUACAAACUCUCCCUCUUCGACCUGCAGACAUCGUCCUACCAGGCCUUGCAGCGGGUGCUUGUCAGCCUAGGCCAUCAUGAUGAAGCCCUGGCUGUGGCAGAAAGAGGACGGACAAGGGCAUUUGCUGAUCUUCUGGUGGAACGACAAACAGGACAACAGGACUCUGACCCCUACUCCCCAAUCACGGUUGAUCAGAUCUUAGAGAUGGUCAAUGGCCAGAGGGGACUAGUGCUUUACUAUUCCCUGGCUGCAGGCUAUCUGUACAGCUGGCUGCUGGCUCCUGGGGCAGGAAUUCUGAAGUUUCACGAACACUACCUGGGUGAUAAUACAGUAGAAAACUCCAGUGACUUCCAGGCCAGCAGCAGUGCAGCCCUUCCCAUAGCAACCAGCUCGGCCCUAGAGCAGUACAUCGCCAGCGUCCGGGAGGCCCUGGGGGUGGAGUCUUACUACUCAAGGGCCUGUGCCAGCAGCGAGACGGAGAGCGAAGCCGGGGACAUCAUGGACCAGCAGUUCGAGGAGAUGAACAACAAGCUCAACUCAGUCACCGACCCCACCGGCUUCCUGCGGAUGGUUCGCCGCAACAACCUCUUUAACAGGAGCUGCCAGAGCAUGACGAGCCUGUUCAGCAGCGCCAUGUCGCCGACCCAGGACGGGACGUCCUCUCUGCCCAGGAGGCAGAGCUCGUUCCCCAAGCCCCCGCUGCGUGCCCUGUACGACCUGCUCAUUGCGCCCAUGGAAGGGGGCCUGAUGCACUCGAGCGGCCCGGUGGGCCGGCACCGGCAGCUGACCCUGGUUCUGGAGGGGGAGCUCUACCUCAUCCCUUUCGCCCUCCUGAAGGGAAGCUCCUCCAACGAGUACCUCUACGAGCGCUUCGGCCUGGUCGCCGUCCCCUCCAUCCGCUCCCUCGGCCCGCAGUCCAAGUCCCACCUGAGGAAGAACCCGCCCGCCUACUCCAGCUCCACGUCCAUGGCGGCCGUCAUCGGCAACCCCAAGCUCCCGGCGGCUGUGAUGGACAGGUGGCUGUGGGGGCCGAUGCCAUCGGCCGAGGAGGAAGCCUACAUGGUGUCCGAGCUGUUGGGCUGCCAGCCCCUGGUGGGCAGCGUGGCCACCAAGGAGAGGGUCAUGAGUGCCCUGACCCAGGCGGAAUGCGUCCACUUUGCUACCCACAUCUCUUGGAAACUGUCGGCCCUGGUCCUCACGCCUGGCGUGGAUGGCAACCCCGGCAGCAGCAAGAGCUCCUUUGGCCACCCGUACACGAUCCCCGAGUCCCUGCAGGUGCAGGACGAUGCCAGCGACGGCGAGAGCCUCUCGGACUGCCCGCCCCUGCAGGAGCUGCUGCUCACGGCCGCCGACGUCCUGGACCUGCGGCUGCCCGUGAAGCUGGUGGUGCUCGGCUCCUCGCAGGAGUCCAGCAGCAGAGUCACGGCGGACGGUGUCGUCGCGCUGACACGGGCCUUCCUGGCCGCCGGCGCACAGUGUGUCCUGGUGUCGUUGUGGCCUGUGCCCGUGGCUGCCUCCAAGAUGUUUAUCCACGCCUUCUACUCAUCCCUGCUGAACGGCCUGAAGGCCAGCGCUGCCCUGGGGGAGGCCAUGAAGGCCGUGCAGAGCAGCAAGGCCUUCUCGCACCCCUCGCACUGGGCAGGGUUCCUGCUCAUCGGGAGUGACGUUAAGCUGAACAGCCCCUCGUCGCUCAUCGGCCAGGCCCUCACAGAGAUCCUGCAGCACCCGGAGCGCGCGCGGGACGCCCUGCGCGUGCUGCUGCACCUGGUGGAGAAGUCCCUGCAGCGCAUCCAGAACGGGCAGCGCAAUGCCAUGUACACGUCCCAGCAGAGCGUGGAGAACAAAGUGGGCGGCAUCCCCGGCUGGCAGGCCCUCCUCACCGCCGUGGGCUUCCGGCUGGACCCGCCGGCCAGCGGCCUGCCGGCAGCGGUCUUCUUUCCGACCUCCGACCCCGGCGACCGGCUGCAGCAGUGCAGCAGCACCAUCCAGUCCCUGCUGGGUCUGCCCAAUCCUGCCCUCCAAGCCCUCUGCAAGCUCAUCACCGCCUCGGAGACGGGCGAGCAGCUCAUCAGCCGGGCUGUUAAAAAUAUGGUUGGAAUGCUCCACCAGGUGCUGGUCCAGUUCCAGGCCGGCGAGAAGGAGCAGGACUUCGCGGCGGCCCCCAUUCAGGUCUCCAUCAGCGUCCAGCUGUGGCGGCUCCCGGGAUGUCACGAGUUCCUGGCAGCUCUAGGUUUUGAUCUCUGUGAAGUUGGGCAGGAGGAAGUAAUCCUGAAGACCGGGAAGCAAGCCAACCGCCGGACCAUGCACUUCGCGCUCCAGUCCCUGCUGUCUCUCUUCGAUUCCACCGAGCUACCCAAGCGCCUCAGCCUCGACAGCUCGUCCUCGCUGGAGUCCCUGGCCUCGGCCCAGUCCGUUUCCCACGCCCUGCCCUUGGGCUACCAGCACCCUCCCUUCUCCCCCACGGGCGCGGACAGCGUCGCCUCGGACGCCAUCUCCGUGUACAGCCUGAGCUCCAUCGCCUCCUCCAUGAGCUUCGUCUCCAAGCCCGAGGCGGGGUCCGAGGCUGGCGGCCCCAGAGGACGGCCGGACGACAGGUCCAAGAGUGCCGCGUACCCGCAGCGGUCCACCCUGCCCCGGAGCCAGCCGUCCCCCCAGACCCGGCCCUCGGGCAGCAAAGAGGAAGAAGAAUACGAAGGGUUUUCCAUCAUCAGCACCGAGCCUUUGGCGGCCUACCAGGAAAGCAGGACGACUCUCUUCUCGCCAGAUCACAAACAGUCCCGAGCCGGGACCGCCGGGGGCGUAAAAGUUUCGGUGAGCUCCAAGGGGAGCGUAAGCACGCCAAAUUCCCCAGCUAAAAUGACCCUCAUUCCCAGCCCUAACUCACCCUUCCAAAAGGUUGGCAAGCUGGCCAGCUCGGACACCGGGGAAUCGGACCAGUCCAGCACGGAGACGGACAGCACCGUGAAAUCCCAGGAAGAGAGCAACCCGAAGCUCGAUCCGCAGGAGCUAGCCCAGAAGAUCCUGGAGGAGACGCAGAGCCACCUCCUGGCGGUGGAGCGUCUGCAGAGGGGCGGCGGCCAGGCGCGCGAGGGCGGCCUCCCCGGGCCCACCAGCGCCGCCGUCUUCCGGGCCUCGGAGACCAGCGCGUUCAGCAGGCCGGUCCUCUCCCAUCAGAAGAGCCAGCCGUCGCCGGUCACCGUCAAACCAAAGCCCCCCGCCAGGAGCUCAUCCCUCCCCAAGGUGAGCUCCGGGUACAGCAGCCCCACCGCCUCCGAGACGGCCGCCAGGGACAGCCUGGGCCCGCACAGCGGCCGGCCGUCGCCCGGCUCCGACUCCCAGACUUCCCUCACCGACCAGCCUCUCUUCAAACUGAAGUAUCCCAGCUCUCCGUACAGUGCCCACAUCUCCAAAUCGCCAAGGAACAUGUCCCCAAGCUCUGGCCAUCAGUCUCCUGCUGGCAGCGCCCCGUCCCCAGCUCUCUCCUACUCCUCGGCCGGUUCCGCUCGCUCGAGCCCCGCUGACGCCCCCGACGUGGACAAGCUGAAGAUGGCAGCCAUUGACGAGAAGGUGCAGGCCGUGCACAACCUGAAGAUGUUUUGGCAGAGCACAGCCCAGCACCCCACAGGACCCGUGAAAAUCUUCCGUGGGACGCCCGGAACGACGACUUCCAAAAGAGAUGUCCUCAGUCUAUUAAAUCUGUCACCGCGGCACAACAAGAAAGAGGAAGGAGUAGAUAAGCUUGAACUUAAGGAGCUGUCUUUGCAGCAACGCGAGGAGGCGCCCCCCAACGGCCACUGGCGCACCGAGACCACCACGCUGAGCACGCUGCCACUGCCCCCCAGCCCUCCUGUUGGAGUCCCCACGCGCCCUUUGAGACUUCCUUCUGGAAACGGCUACAAGUUCCUGUCCCCAGGAAGAUUUUUUCCUUCUUCCAAAUGCUAAGGCAUCUUCCAUACCCAGCGACUCAGAGUGCAGCAGCCCACAGACGGGCCUGGCUCUCACUCCGGCCUGUUCCCGCGCCUCAGUGCAUCAGCCCGCACGGCCACCGGCGCCACCUCGCCAGAGCGUGCUCAGUGGGUGAGGGGCGCCACCAUGCCACAGGCUACCACGCACACACUGGUGGCUUCUCUGGACCUCUGGGCCACAUUCACCAAAAGCCAGGACUUCUGUGGGUCAGUGCAGGAGGCUCGUGGAAUUUUCUACACACUUCACCAAAUGUUUACCUUUGAACUCCCUGCUUCUCAUCUUUGACAGGAUUCUUCAACAGGAUUUUGUACAAAAACGGUCACGGUUCUGGGGUGGGGAGAGGAGGGGAGCACAUAUUUUGCUAAGAGGUGUAUACGCAGUACCUUUUAUACACAGAAAUACAAAUGGAGCUUUCUUAAGGCUUUCAGGUGCUGGUUGGGGUGGGAUAUAUAAAAUCUAAGUUGAAUCCUAUAGCCAAAAACAGAAUAAUGGUUUAAAAACUGCCAAUGAUCUGUAAUGAAAUGGUAGCAACUCUGGUCACACGACGGUGUGCCAUCACCGCAGCGACGCAAUAAUUCACGCCGCGGCCGCGCUGCACCCUCAGCUGCGCUGCCCUAGCGGGCUCCGCAAACACCUGUGGGCCCCACUGGCAACCAAACUUGAAUUUUCUUAAAAGAUUUAUGUAACUCUUAUCCAGGCAUUUUAGAACUAUGCAAUUGUGAUUUAAAAUGCAACUUUGUGCUUUUAAAACAUUGACCUUUUUUGUACAUGGAUGAACAACUUGGUUUUAUUAUCAACAGUACUUUGCAUUUAUAGCUAUUAUUUUUAAAAGCUCAAAAAGUUUUUUAAAAUGUCAAAUUUUGAAUAGUCAUCAAUAAGUAAUUGUCAAGCUUGGAGGAAAAGGUUGAAAUUACUAUUUCCUUAUAAGCAAAAAAAAAAAAAAGAAAAAAAGAAAAAAAAUCCCUUGGCUAACUAGAUUUAACCAGAAUCUAGCCUUUUAAGCUCCUAUUCUCUUUUAUUACCUGCUUAAUUUUACUCUCUUUUCCCAGCUCCAGGCCCCUCAGACCUCUUCUAUCUAAACCCACUGCUAGGUUCCCACGGUCCCAGCACCCACCUCCAUGAGCUACACGCUCCUCUUCCCCAUGGCUGGCGUCCCCUUGCGCCUGCGGUGGAAGGACAAGCCCCUGCCCACCGCGGAAGACUAGCGUCUGCACCCUGAGAAGCAGGGGCCUCUGCUGCAUCACUGCUAGCUGAGGAACGCGAUGAGGUGGGCUUUCCCUGCAGCUCUGACAGUAGACUUCAGUCGUCGCCAGCUUGGGGCAAGACAAGGGAAUAGGCUAAUUAGAGGUAACCAUUAAUUUAUUUUAAUAAAGAAAUGAAAUGCUAAAAACCACAUUAGUACUAAGUUUAGUUGGAGAAUUUAAAUAAGUCGGUUUUGUUUCAUUUUUUUAGAAAGACAGUCUCAUUCUGUCACCCAGGCUAGAGUGCAGUAGUGUCAUCAUAGCCCAC
Molecule: messenger RNA, 12588 nt
Organism: Microcebus murinus (gray mouse lemur)
Lineage: Eukaryota; Metazoa; Chordata; Mammalia; Primates; Cheirogaleidae
Source: RefSeq, a predicted model, not a curated record